This is a messenger RNA of Habropoda laboriosa, 3412 nucleotides long. RefSeq lists its product as uncharacterized. The record is from RefSeq and is a predicted model, not a curated record. Gene Ontology annotation, biological process: mitotic sister chromatid segregation. Gene Ontology annotation, cellular component: nucleus; condensin complex. Lineage: Eukaryota; Metazoa; Arthropoda; Insecta; Hymenoptera; Apidae.
AUGUUACAUCAACGUGAAUUAUCGGGGGAUAAACUACUUUUUCAACUCUUAAAAAACAGAAGUCCAACUGCUAGCAACAUAUGUGAGAAACUGAAUCACAAUGUGAAAAACAUUAUUUUGUUAUCUGAAGAUGAACUUUGUGAACUAUGGCAGCAUAUGAAAGUUAUAUUAUUAGAAGCUCAAAAGUUAGAUGAACUAACAUCAAAUAAUAGAGACAAAUAUGUAAAAGAAUAUAGUCAUAUGAUUAAAUUAAUACGUACAAUAACUGCAAUUGCUCUUGAAACCAUUGUGCAACGAAUAUUUAUACCUAAUGUUCUAUUAGAAAACAUAAUAUUAUUACAUUCUGUUGUAUUACCCACUAUAAAAGAUGAGCAGGCCAAAAAUGAAAUAUCGUAUCUGUUGGAAAAUUGGUGGAAAUUAGACAUGACAUGGAAAGAAAAAGUGAUAAUAAAUGCAUUGAAGUACCUUAUUCAGAACUGCAAUUCUUCAUUGGAAAAUAUAAAACGUUUAUAUCAGAUAAGGUCUACUAUCACAUUACUGAAAUGUACAGAAGAUGUGCAAGAAUUGCUUAAACUUGUUCGAGAAAAAACUGUGAUGUCACUUGAAGAAGGUCGAAUGUUGAUACUGCACUUGUUUACACUUGGAGAGCAAUAUAUAUUGGGAAUUCAUAAUAAUGUAAGGGUUGUGUUACAAAAUAUUGAACAUACUUAUAUUGCUGCAUAUGCAGAUUUGUAUGUAACAGCAUGGUUAAAUGCAACGAAAAAAUUAAAAAAAUUUAUCGUUCAGAAUUGUUUGCAAAAUAUUGUUUUUCAUUGUUUUCGAGCAUAUAGAGAUUCUGGAGGCAGGGGAAAGCUUGGUCAAAAUUUGUUUUCAUUUCUUGCUGCCAUACAUGAUAACAAACACCAAACAGCAAAGUUAAUGAUUCACAAUCAAUGUAAACCUUUACUUUGGAAACACUUGGAGGCACCUGGUUCUUUCAUUAGAUGUAAUGCAGUAGAAAUUCUUUUCAUGACAAGUUCUGUGCAAUAUACGUGUGUCUCAAAAGACAGAAACAAGAUUUAUAUUCAAAAAUUUCAUCAAACAGUAACCAAUCUUUUAAAAGAUUCAGAUUCUAAAGUGUGCAUUAUUACCAUGAAUGGUCUUUUUAAAAUGCUAGAGAAACAUUGGACUUGCUUUCCAAAUAAUAUUAUUCGCAAUUGGUUAAACAUUUUACUACACUAUACAAAAAAUGCCAGCAAUUACAAAAUAAGAGCAAACGUUUUUAUUGGCUUAAAAAAUGUAUUGGUUAAAGGACGUUCUCAGAAAAUACUUAAAGAUUUUCUACCAAAUUUUGCAAACAGCAUUUAUGAUGAUAAUAAAACAGUAUUAGAAGAGUUAAUCAAACUUCUUUGGCAUGCACAAAACGAACUUGGAAUGCCGUUUUGGAAUAUAGUGCCCUUGUCCUAUAUUCUCGAUCGUUUAGAGACUACUCAAGAUAUGUUUUUAUUGCGAGAAUUAAUAAAACUUGUUUGGUUACGCGUAUCUUCGAAUGGUGCACAGUACGAUAAAAUAAAAGAUGAAAUAGUAUAUAUAGGAAUAAAUAAUAUAAAUGCUAUUAGAAGGUUUUCUUUUCACUCUAAACCUGUUAUAAAGUGGAAUAUGUCUACAAAACUUAUUCAAACCAUGUUACCUAUAAUAAAAGAAGAAAUGGAAUGUUUACCUUUGACGCAAGCAUUGAAAACAAACAAUAAAAAAGCUAAGCAUAACCACCAGGGAAAGAAACAAAAAAAUGACCGUAUAAAUAACUGCGAUGAAGAUAUCGAUAGCUAUAGAGAUGUACAGAUAUAUAUCGAUGUUAUUGCUAUGUUAUUAAUAGCAAAUGUUAAAAAUAUAGAGGAAGAAAAAUUUUGUAAAGGAGAAAUAAAAAUUUUACAAGAAAUUGCACAUUCUCUGCCAGAAUUUUUUAAAUAUUUUAAGGAAACUUCAAUAAAUGAAUCAGUAAUAUUUUUAUUUUCCUUGAUACCUUCAAGAUUCUUCCUGAAUCAAAUUGAGGUUAUUGAAACAUUAGUACAACAAUUAUGUAAUCCUAAUAGCUCUGAUGAUACACUUCUUACAAUUAUAUAUGUUCUCAUAAAAUGGAAUAAAGGAGAUACAAUUUUGUUUGCAUUAACGAACCUUUUUACUGAAUCUUUAAACUUAAAUACACAAAAUAAUCAGGGUGUUACUAAUAAUACAGAUACCUUUCAAAUUAAUGGAAAAGGUUUAGAAUUAAGUUUACGUAUUUUGAAACAUUUAUUGCACGUUGAACAUCGAUCAGUUCUAAUGAAUAAGUAUCAUAAAGACAUACUUAAAUUUUGGGAAAAUUUGCAUGGACUGAAAAUUUUUAUAGAAAGGGAAUUAAGUAACGAGUGCAAUAUAAGUAAUGUAAUAUCCAAAGAUGUAAUUGUACAAAUUUUUAAAGAAUAUAUAUCGAUGAUCUCGUUAUUACAUAAGAAAGAUGUGUUCGAUGCGUCUGAACAUUUCUCAGAUAUUUUAUUAUGGGUUAAAAAGGUAAUGGUACCGCACAUCUCGUGUAUAGAUAUGAAUAAUAUAGAAAACCAUCAAACUUGUAUAGAUUUAAUAAAAAAUACUUUUGAUAUAUCAAAUUUACUGUUGAAAGAGUACAACAGUACCCCAAAGUUAUGUUGUGAUAUUGUACUUUUAUACUGCAGUUGUUUGUCUCCAGUAAGUGGCAUAAUUUUUUUAAAUAAGGCGUUUGAUGCAAUAAUAAUACUAUUAGAUUUUAGUCAAAUGGCUUAUGAAAAACAGGAACCAAAUUUAUUAAAUAUUGUUGUACCAAAUUUUAUAUGUAUGACAAAUUACUGAAUUGUCUCGUUUAUUAAUUAGAACUUAAAAGUAUUAAGUGAAAUAACGCAAAAAUAUUUUCUUGUGAUUAAAAAUACUUUUAACGAUCAAACGAUGUAUCUUCCAUAUAUAACUAUUAUGGUUAAUACUGCAAUCAGUAGUCUAAGUACAGAAUUGAGUCGUGUGUUGCAAGACAUGCAUGUGAGAAAGGCAAACAUUUUAAUUACCAAGUUUCCUUAUUUAGCAAAAAAGAUAUUAAAAGUUAUUUUAAAUACAAAAAGAUACCAAAAAUUAAGUGUUCAAGUACUAACAAAAACAAUAACAAGUUACACGAAAAUUGACAUGCUAUCUGCUCUUGUAGUAAUAUGUAAGAUACUUAAAACAAGUGAUAGAACAGUUAUUAACAGACUUAAGAAUAUGACUUUAGCAUCUAAAGUAUACAACCAAAAACAAUCUUGUGAUACUCCUCUUGAGAGAUCCAUAAAUGACGCAAUCAACGUAGUUGCAGAUACAAUAUUGAAACAAUAAUAUAUUAACUGCCAUUUUGUAAUUCCGUAUAGAUAGGCUAAAUAACAUAUUAUUUAUUUAA